GACGCUCAACACGCGCUUCGAAGCUUCGGUGUCGGACGUUCGCUUCAGAUUCAAUUCUUUAAACUUGCUCUUUUUGCUGGUUUUGAAUUCAUGCUGAGAGUGGAGACAGACGUGUUGUGAGGAGGCCCAGAGGUCUGUAUGACAGAUAAACAUCUGGUCCAGCCUUCAUCAUGUCCGCAACAGACUGUUAAUGACGACUGAUUUCCUGAGACUGCGCAGAAGUCACUAAAAAAGCAAGCCAGCUCAGCUGCUAAUAUGCAGCGGGGGUCCAGUGUUUCCACAAGGUGGCGCUGCUGAGAGGUGACUGGUUGAUGCUGUCUGUCUGGCGACCAUGGAUGACUUCAGCACCAGGACAUACGGCACCAGCGGCCUGGACAACAGGCCUCUGUUCGGGGAGACCUCAGCCCGGGAUCGUAUAAUCAACCUGGCAGUGGGGGGAUUCACUGUGGUGAUUGUUCUUGUGACUGUGAUCAGUUCAGUGGUGUUCCCCUCAAUGCCUCCAAGGCCACUAAAUAUCUUCUUUGCCGUGUGCAUCCUGUUAGCAUGUGGCUCCACCGUAGUGCUGAUAUUCUGGUACCGACAGGGAGACCUGGAGCCCAAGUUCAGGAAGCUGAUCUACUACAAGCUGGGAUCCAUUGUGCUGCUGUGUCUAUGUGCCAACCUCUACUUCCACGACAUCAGGUGAAGGCGGCGAGGAUAAAGAAGGGACAACGCAAACUAACGGCCGCGUGCAGAGGAAAUGUGAAGGGGACCAGAGUGAAAAAUGAAACAAACAAAAAUCAUUCCACAAACUAUAAACUUCAAAAACAAACUUUUUGACGUGCGGCGUCCAGCUGCACCAAAACCCACAAAGUGUCUGACGUGUUAGCGACAAUGCUAACGGUGCUGCGCCGCAGAGAAGCAAACUACAGUGAGGUAGGAAGUCACAUAUGUUUACAUGCAGGGUUACAUGUUCCCGUCAUAACACACACGCCCACCCUGUGGUCGCGUUUCCUAUUAACAGUGUUUUAGAUGAGGGCAGAGUUAAAGGAAAAUCCUUCCUCGGAUCCUCUGCAUUUUGUCCCAGGAUCUUAGAAUCCAAUCUUGAAAAUUCCGUUUGUUUUCAGGAUAAAAAAAAUCCACAAGCAUUCUUAUUUGUGUUGCAUUGGGUGAACUUGUUCAUCACCUGCGUAAUCGGUGGUUGGUGUUUCGUUACAUUAAUUCUGUCUGCCAUAUCUGAAAAACCAAAGAUGGAUACAAAACCCAAAGUAACUGACAACUUUUUCAUCGAGUCAACCUAUGAAACCUACUUACUGUAAGCCUUCAGGGCCAAGACUACAAUUUUACAAAAAUGUUCAGUCUUAAGUUUAUGCUUGUUUACAAAACACACACUUUUCCUAAAUUACUGUAGAAGACGUACUAACAGCCAAAGCACAAGAGGAAUCUGUGGCAAAUAUAUGCAACUUUAUUUUCCAUUUUAAUUUGAUUUUCACUGUUUAUCAAAAUGACAUUUAAUUUUCAAACGAGUAAAAGUACAUUUUUAUUCAAACUGUCCACAUUGUUCUGAAUGCUGAAGUGCGACUGACUGCCAACUGCUGCACUGAGUGUGGCUGAGUUCCAUUUCUGUCCAGCUGUAGCACCGACGACAAAUCUUUCUACUGAAGCU
This is a messenger RNA of Thalassophryne amazonica, 1645 nucleotides long. RefSeq names its product transmembrane protein 243, mitochondrial b (gene tmem243b). NCBI's taxonomy places the organism in Eukaryota, Metazoa, Chordata, Actinopteri, Batrachoidiformes, Batrachoididae. The record is from RefSeq and is a predicted model, not a curated record. The transcript is spliced from 5 exons. Bases 332 to 685 code for a protein of 117 amino acids.